This is a messenger RNA of Pestalotiopsis fici W106-1, 2349 nucleotides long. RefSeq lists its product as uncharacterized. Gene Ontology annotation, cellular component: membrane coat. Lineage: Eukaryota; Fungi; Ascomycota; Sordariomycetes; Amphisphaeriales; Sporocadaceae. Gene Ontology annotation, molecular function: clathrin binding. Bases 1 to 2349 code for a protein of 782 amino acids. Gene Ontology annotation, biological process: vesicle-mediated transport; intracellular protein transport. The transcript has 2 exons. The record is from RefSeq and is a predicted model, not a curated record.
AUGGAGUCGAUAUCGCGGAUAUCUACUCUCUUGGAGAAUGCGCGAGAGCUCACCCUCGACGCAGCCCAAGCUGCUCGCAGCACGAGGGUUACAACCAAGUCGCUCCCUAUAGCCCAGCUCAAGAAGCUCGUCGACAGCCGUAAUGAACGUGAAGUUCUGGAUGGUUUGCGCCGUGUUAUCUCGAUGAUGUACCGCCAGCAGCGCACUCUGCCCUUCUUCUCCUCCGUCGUCAAGAAUGUGGCCUCCCCCAACCUCGAGAUCAAGAAGCUGGUCUACAUAUACCUCAUACACCAUGCCGAGCAGGAACCAGAUCUGGCUCUGCUGUCCAUCAACACCAUACAAAAGUCCUUGUCCGACACGAAUCCUCAAGUACGCGCCCUGGCACUCCGAACCAUGAGCGGCAUUCGGGUACCAGUCAUUAGCCAGAUCGUCUCCCUGGCAAUCAAGAAAGGCGCGGGCGACAUGUCACCCCACGUACGCAAGGCAGCUGCACUUGCUAUUCCGAAAUGUUAUCGCCUAGAACCGAACACACUACCACAGCUGAUAGAUUAUCUCGCUACGCUACUGGGUGACAAACAGUACUUUGUUGCUGGCGCCGCGGUGACGGCCUUUCUGGAAAUUUGCCCUGAGCGGCUGGACCUCAUUCAUAAACAUUAUCGUAGCUUGGUCAAGAAGAUUGUCGACAUGGAUGAAUGGAGCCAGCUUGCUACACUACGUCUCAUGACUAUCUAUGCGCGCAAGUGCUUUCCCAGAAGGACACGUGCUUCCAAGACGAAAGAUAAAUCGGCCGACUUGCAAGAUUUCUACGGAGAGAACCCGUCGGAGUCCGCCGAAAAUGGGGAACAGGUUCUGGUGCUUGAUCCCGAUCUACUUUUACUGCUCAAUUCGAUCAAGCCCUUGCUCCAAAGUCGCAACUCUGGUGUCGUGAUAGCAGUGGCUCGGUGUUAUGCCAGCAUUGGUACUGCAGAGUAUGUCAAGUCAACUGUGGGUCCCCUUGUGGCCUUAUUACGAUCCGCACAGGAUAUCGAGCAAAUUGCCUUGUACAACAUUGUAUCAGUAUGCUUGACUCAUCCGAGCUCCUUUGUCAAGUACGCUUCACACUUUCUUGUUCGUGCUUCUGACCCAGCCCCCGUGUGGGAGCUGAAACUCGAAAUCCUCGCCCUCAUCUUUCCGCAUAGUCCUAAUCACACCAAGAGCUUGAUCCUGAGCGAGCUUGAGCACUUCUCCAGAGGCACAAACAAGGCACUCGUGCGUGACGCUGUAAGGGCGAUUGGACGUUGCGCGCAAACGGAUCCCAGCACAUCAGCCAGAUGUCUACGACUACUGCUCAGUCAGAUUACUAGUCUUGAUGGAACACUCGCAGCCGAAUCGCUCACAGUGAUUCGUCACCUGAUUCAGCAAGACCCCGAGGCCCAUACGGGUACCGUCACAAGGCUAGCUAAGAAUCUCGAUUCGGCUUCAGAUCCACAUGCACGAGCCACAAUUAUUUGGCUUGUUGGCGAGUUUGCCGGUAUUAAUGGCGACGACAAUAUUGCUGCGGACGUUGUUCGGAUUUUGUUGAGAGACUUUACCAACGAAGCCGAGGUUGCAAAGCGACAGAUUGUACUCUUGGCUGCCAAAGUCUAUCUGCACCAUAUCAACCGCGAGACUGAGGCCAAGAAGCCUGAGGAAGGCGAAGAACCAGCCCCUGCCUCGGAAGAUCAUGUGAUAGUUCGCCUCUGGGAGUAUGUUCUUCACUUGGUCCGUUAUGAUACCUCGUACGACCUACGCGACCGAGCGCGUCUUUACAAGGCACUUCUCGAAGUCCCACAACUCGCAACUCUCAUGCUUUUGGCGCCGAAACCUGCCCCUCAAGCGGCGAGUCCAUCAGAAACAAGGAAAGGUUACUUGCUAGGGUCAUCUGCACUCGUAUUGGCCGGCGGUGGCAGCAUUCACGGAAUCCGUGGCUACGAAAACCUACCUGAUUGGGUUCCGGAAGGCAGAGAACCCGACCCGGCCUUGCGAGCCCAAGACGGAGUUCCCAAUGAAUAUGGCGAAGGCAAGAGAGUGACACCGGCCUCACAGCAGCUUGAUGAGGCGCCCAAGAGUACCUUUUCCGGAAAGAGUAACGGCGUCAGCGAGGGCACUGGUGCAAAAACACUAGACGACUGGCUAGCCGAGUCUGGAGAAGAUGACGAUGGAGAAGAUGACGAUGGAGAAGAAUCAGAAGAAGAAAGUGAGGAGGAGGAAUCCGAAGAGGAAGAAGACGAUGAUGAGGACGACGACGAAGAAGAGGAAGAAGAUGAAGACGAGAGUGACGACAAUGAGCAGACAGGGGAUGAAUCCGCCCGACUUGUCAAAAAUGAAUAG